AUGGUGCUGUGUGAAGAUGGUUCGGAGAUGGAUCUACCUUAUGAAGCAUCCGCGGAGCUUCGGCCCUACAAUUACAGAUUUGAUCCGGAAUUCAAGCCUAUCUCAAAUGAUUGUACAGAAAUUCAGCUCCUCAUACCGCCGCUGCGCCUGGUGAUACCAACGAAUUAUCCAGAAUCGAAGCCAACAAUAUGGCGUGACCGGUGGUCAUAUGGUGGUAUCAGUCUGACCGAUGUGAACAUUCAGUUCGAUAAACGGCUGAAUAUGGCUGUGAAUUGUCGGACGAUCACCGAAAUUAUCCAUGCUUGGAAGCUGGCAUCCGAGCAUGCCCUCAAAAUUGGCAGUACAAGCAGCGAGGUCAACGCGGAAAAUUUAUAA
Gongylonema pulchrum is the source of this 375-nucleotide messenger RNA. The record is from the annotation of a GenBank genome assembly. Lineage: Eukaryota; Metazoa; Nematoda; Chromadorea; Rhabditida; Gongylonematidae.